Molecule: messenger RNA, 699 nt
Organism: Saprolegnia diclina VS20
Lineage: Eukaryota; Oomycota; Saprolegniomycetes; Saprolegniales; Saprolegniaceae
Exons: 1
Coding region: 1-651 (216 amino acids)
Source: RefSeq, a predicted model, not a curated record
AUGGCCACCGCCCUCUAUCGCAUCCGUGUUGUCCGUGUCCACCGGGGCAAGUGCAUUGUCGUCUUCCGCGUCUAUAAUGUCUACUACGACGGGUGCCAUACGGUGCCAUCGGAUGCCUCCUUCUUCGUGCUCCUCCUCGACGAAGACCCGUUCCUCUUUCUGUCGUACGCCACGGUCGGUCCCAAGCGCAGUUUCUCGAACGCCAACGAGCACUUUGCCAUUGCCUCCAACGGCCAAGCGCUCGACUAUGAUUGGAUGACUGCAAAUGCACACAAGUUUGUCAAGCGCGUCGAGCAGACAGCGUACGCGCCGGCAACACUGAAGACGAACGCCACGUUCGUCUACAGCGGCUUCAAGCAGGAGCGGCAGCUAGAGCAAGGCGUGUACGAAGUCGAGUAUACUGAUCCCAAGUGGAUCGAACACUUUCAGGUCGGCCACGUGUGGCAGUCGUACUGCUUUGACAUGCUGCACUGCUUGCCCAUUGAUACCUCGCACCUCGAACCCGUGGCGACGCCCAAGCCAAGACCCACCCGCGCUGCUGCAAGGUCCACCACGAAAGCCAAGACGAAGAUGCCAGUCAAGAAGUCAACACCUGUCAAGGCAGGCGCGACUCAAAAGGCCGUCGCACGAAAACGCCAGACAAAGAUCUAGAGAAGCAUCACGCAACUUACCUCAUUGAUAUUCAACUCCAUUUCGAAA